AUGAAGCUGUGCCGCACGAAUGAUGUGGUAUCUGACUGGGUACCCGACUACACCGACGAGGGUGCUCUCCAACGAAGACUAGCAUUUGGAGGGUCAGCAAAUUCGGGAAGUCGGGUCCAUACUGGGCUACCGAAACUCACACAGCCCAGCUUGCCGCUUGCUUGCUUCAGAGCCCAGGUCGAGAGUGGGAAGGCCAUCAGUGCUGCGACCUCCAUCAAUAUCAAUAACAGCAAGAAAACAACCUUGACAAAAGCCAACAACGUCUAUCAUUUCUCUCCUCUCCCUCGCCAGUGCUCAGGCUACCAGAGGUGUAGCGAGCGGGUGGCAUCGGCAUUGUAUUUCCUAUAG
Suillus plorans is the source of this 348-nucleotide messenger RNA. RefSeq lists its product as uncharacterized. The transcript has 9 exons. NCBI's taxonomy places the organism in Eukaryota, Fungi, Basidiomycota, Agaricomycetes, Boletales, Suillaceae. The coding region runs from base 1 to 348 and encodes 115 amino acids. The record is from RefSeq and is a predicted model, not a curated record.